ACCUCGCAUUUGCAAUGAGCCUCUCACUCCUCACACUCGAUCCCUUGAUUGGUUCCACCUCUCUCAGGGCCAGCGAAAUACACCGCAGGCCUCCUAUUCCUCGCCGGGGCAUUGUCCUUUGCUCUGCGAAGCCCCUGGUGUCCGCUCCCAGCGCGGCUGAUUCUUCUUCCAUUGUUGAUGGGCUGAGUCGAAUCGGGUCCCUCAGUCAGGUAUCCGGUGUUUUGGGUAGCCAGUGGGGCGAUGAGGGUAAAGGUAAGCUCGUGGAUAUCCUUGCCCACCACUUCGAUAUCGUUGCUCGUUGUCAGGGUGGAGCCAACGCUGGGCAUACCAUUUAUAAUGCUGAAGGAAAAAAAUUUGGUCUUCAUCUUGUUCCUUCUGGUAUACUUAACGAGGAUACAUUGUGUGUUAUUGGGAAUGGGGUUGUAGUGCACCUCCCACAGUUUUUUAAAGAAAUUGAUGGCUUAGAAUCCAAUGGGGUCUCCUGCAAGGGAAGAAUACUGAUAUCUGAUCGUGCUCACUUGUUGUUUGAUUUUCACCAAGUAAUUGAUGGACUAAGAGAGGCUGAGCUCGCUAAAUCUUUUAUUGGAACUACCAAGAGAGGCAUUGGACCCUGUUAUUCUAGCAAGGUUAUCCGUAAUGGCAUUAGAGUAAGUGAUUUGAAGUAUAUGGAUACUUUUCCUCAGAAGCUUGAUCUUUUGUUAUCAGAUGCGGCAUUAAGGUUCAAAGAUUUUAACUGUAGCCCGGACGUUCUCAGGGAAGAAGUUGAAAGGUACAAGAGAUAUGCUGAGAGAUUGGAACCCUUCAUUGCCGAUACUGUACAUUUCAUGAAUGAAGCUAUAGGACAAAAGAAGAAGAUUCUUGUUGAAGGGGGUCAGGCAACAAUGUUGGACAUAGAUUUUGGAACUUAUCCCUUUGUAACUUCAUCCAGUCCAUCAGCAGGUGGGAUUUGUACUGGUCUAGGUAUUGCUCCAAGAGUUAUUGGUGAUCUGAUUGGUGUGGUCAAAUCGUACACUACAAGGGUUGGUUCUGGUCCUUUUCCCACUGAAAUCUUGGGUCAGGAGGGUGAUCUCCUUAGAUUUGCUGGGCAGGAGUUUGGCACAACUACUGGUCGUCCUAGACGCUGUGGUUGGCUUGAUGUAGUUGCAUUAAGAUAUUGCUGUCAGAUCAAUGGGUUUUCAUCACUCAAUCUCACCAAACUGGAUGUUUUGUCAGAUUUUGCUGAAAUUAAAUUGGGUGUGUCUUAUAAACACGUUGAUGGUACACAGAUCAAGUCAUUCCCUUCAGAUCUCCGUCUUCUAGACCAAUUGAAGGUGGAGUAUGAGGUACUUCCAGGGUGGAAGUGUGAUGUUUCUUCCAUCAGAAACUAUGCUGAACUUCCAAGAGCUGCACGCCAGUAUGUGGAAAGAAUAGAAGAACUUCUUGGCGUGCCAAUUCACUACAUUGGUGUUGGACCCGGGCGUGAUGCUCUGAUUUAUAAAUAAGUUGGUCAUAAUUUCUCGCCAAUUUCCUAUAUGACUUCCAUGUGCCUAUAGCCACAAGAACAAGACAAAGCUUUUGGCAGUAGACUUGCAACUACUUAUUUCAGCUAACUUUGGAAGAUUUGGACGAGAACUAGCAUGAAGUAAGGAUCAUCUGCUUCAUGUAUUUAUUAUGUUGUCCAUCAGCAAUAACACUUGGACUUGUAUGUUAGAACUUUCUGGUUUGGGUAGCAAUUGUAUGUUGUGGAUGGAGUAUAAGUACCUUCAGUGAUAUUUUUUCCACCAGAAACUAGUGCUUCGAGCUUCAAAGAGCUGCACGCCAUUUUGUGGAAAGGAUUGAAGAACUUGCUGCUGUACCCAUUCAUUACAUUGAUGUUGGGCCUUUAUGUGGUGCCUUCAUUUUUAAAUAAGUUGAAAGCACUUUCUACCCAAAUUUCCAUGUUCCUAUAGCCAAGGGCAAAAGGAAGGCUUCUGGUUGUAACAUUUCAAUUA
This is a messenger RNA of Neltuma alba, 1970 nucleotides long. Its product is annotated as adenylosuccinate synthetase 2, chloroplastic-like. The transcript has 4 exons. NCBI's taxonomy places the organism in Eukaryota, Viridiplantae, Streptophyta, Magnoliopsida, Fabales, Fabaceae. The coding region runs from base 15 to 1481 and encodes 488 amino acids. The record is from RefSeq and is a predicted model, not a curated record. Gene Ontology annotation, cellular component: cytoplasm. Gene Ontology annotation, molecular function: adenylosuccinate synthase activity; GTP binding. Gene Ontology annotation, biological process: 'de novo' AMP biosynthetic process; IMP metabolic process.